AUGUCUCUCAUGUUCAUUCCCCUCGUUGCUGGCUUGCUGCUUGGGCAGGCCUCAGCCAAGGUCCCAGUGGCUUCGAGCUCUCCUGUGGCCAGCAGCCAGCCAGUACUAUCGCAAACCCAGGCCAGCGUACACUGCCACACAAAACUGGGCACAAGCUCUAUCUCCGGGGUUCUUCCUACUUCGACCAUUACCCACACUCGGCAUGAUCCUACUCCAGUCAUCAUCACAUCGACCACCCAGGGCACUGUCACAGAAACUCCGCCAUUGGUGACAGUCACAAUCACCAGCUAUAUCACCAGCACUGCCACGAGUACUGCUGAUCCCUCGACUGAUAUUUUCUCAACCACCUCGACGGAGUUCACCACAUCAACUACCAUACUCACUCUUCCUCCUGUGAUUGAAACCAUAGCCACCACCGUCACAUCCACAAGCACCUCCACCUCCACCAUCCCAUCCCCAGCCGACUUCACCCCCCUGGCGGAUACCCUAGUCCUCAGCGCCCCCGCCAAACGAUCCCUUCUCGGCACCGAGGAAGACGAACAUUGCGACCCCUGGCUAGACGACUACCAAUACCCGCAAGCAGUCGAAUGCCACGAAAAGCUCAUCCUCCGCACAACCAGCAUCGAAACCAUAACCGCCGCCCCCAUCACCAGCACAGCCGCCACCUCAACCACCACUACAACCAUAACCAGCACAAUCACAACCACCACAAUCCUCGUCCCAACCCCCAUCUCCACAACCCUAAGCUACAGCACCACCUCAACCCUCAUUGAAACCGCCACAGCCCCCGCCGAAACAAGCACGACGACCACCACAAACACAAUCGAGGUCUCCACCAGCACAACAAUGCACGCCGCCUGCGCAACCAACAACGUCGCGCCUCUCCCCUUCUCCUCGGAAUACGGCAGGUUCGAAGGCCAGUACACGUACCUCUUAUCAUUUACACAUAUCCCCGGCGAGAGUUUGACGGUUGGCAACACGGCGUCGGCGUAUGACUGCUGCGUCAGCUGCCAGGAGUCGGAUUCCUGCGCGAUGUCAUACUAUAAUCACGUCACGGAUGCGGUGAAGUACUGCUAUCUUAUACAUUCAACUACUUGUGCGCCGGAGACAAAUUAUGCGAAGGCUUCGAUUCAUAGUGGCGCUGCGACGAUUCAGAUGUCCAAUGGAAGGUGUGGGAGGGUUUAUGGGGUGCAGGCGUAG
Messenger RNA from Aspergillus mulundensis, 1200 nucleotides. RefSeq lists its product as uncharacterized. The coding region runs from base 1 to 1200 and encodes 399 amino acids. The transcript has a single exon. Lineage: Eukaryota; Fungi; Ascomycota; Eurotiomycetes; Eurotiales; Aspergillaceae. The record is from RefSeq and is a predicted model, not a curated record.